GACAGGCAGGCGGCCGCCCUGCCUCAAAACCCUCCAGCGCCUCGCAUCCUUCAGCUCGCUCCUCCGCAGAGCAGCUCUCCGGGCCGCGGCUGCAGCGUCCGGGGCCCCUUCACCUUCCUGGCCUCGCCGCUUCUCCAGGAUCCGUCUGUCAAACCGCUUGCUCUUCGGCCAGGAUUGCUCUGCGCUCGGCACAGCUCCGGUGCAGCCUGGCUUUGCCCUAGUGACUCCUCGGGGUGCCGGGAGCUUCGCAGGGCCGGUCUGAAGCUCACCUCUGUCCCCGCUCUUUUGUAAAUAGGAAGCGCGUUGCGGAGCGAUGCAGCCUGGAGCCCGCGGCGCACCGGCGCUUGCUCUCCUCGCGGCUUGCUGAAGGCGCUUUGGAAGAGGUGGCUGCAGCACCGUCCCUCCUGGGCAGGGAAAGAGGGAGCAGCGCCCCCCCCCCCCGCAGCUGCCGAGCGCUGCGGCCUGAAGACGCCCCCCGAGUGGAAGUUGAAUUAUUUUGCACCCGGCCUCCCUCCUGCUCGGGUUUUCCAGCUGUCCAGUCGCAGGAUGGGGAGACGGCGCGGGCUUUGCCCGCAGCUUUAUUGCUUGUGGCUGGGCUGUGUCGCGCUGUGGGCGCAGGGAGCAGCCGGGCAGCAAAAGCAACAGCAGGUCCGGCCCGCAGGGGGAACAGACGCCAUCUACCCAGCCUCGGAGAAUCGGGAGGACGGAGCAGGGGCCGCCACCAGCCGGGUCCGCAGGAGAGGCCAGCAGGAUGUGCUUAGGGGGCCAAACGUGUGUGGCUCUAGAUUCCACUCCUACUGUUGUCCUGGAUGGAAAACGCUCCCUGGAGGAAAUCAGUGUAUUGUUCCAAUUUGUAGAAAUAGUUGUGGUGAUGGAUUUUGUUCCCGUCCUAAUAUGUGCACUUGCUCCAGUGGACAAAUAUCACCUACCUGUGGAUCAAAAUCUAUACAACAGUGCAGUAUCAGAUGCAUGAAUGGUGGUACUUGUGCAGACGACCAGUGCCAAUGCCAGAAGGGGUAUAUUGGAACUUACUGUGGACAACCUGUCUGUGAAAAUGGUUGCCAGAAUGGAGGACGUUGUAUUGGACCCAACCGCUGUGCAUGCGUAUAUGGAUUUACUGGCCCUCAGUGCGAAAGAGAUUAUAGAACAGGCCCCUGUUUCACUCAGGUCAACAACCAGAUGUGUCAGGGCCAGCUGACUGGCAUUGUUUGCACGAAGACUCUUUGUUGUGCAACCAUCGGACGUGCCUGGGGCCAUCCUUGUGAGAUGUGUCCUGCCCAGCCUCAGCCAUGUCGUCGUGGCUUCAUUCCUAACAUCCGCAAUGGAGCAUGUCAAGAUGUUGAUGAGUGCCAGGCUAUACCAGGGGUCUGUUCAGGAGGAAACUGCAUUAAUACAGUUGGCUCUUAUGAAUGCAAGUGUCCUGCUGGUCACAGACAGAAUGAGGCAACUCAGAAAUGUGAAGAUAUCGAUGAGUGCAGUAUCGUUCCAGGAAUCUGCGAAGGUGGCGAAUGUUCUAACACAGUGGGAAGUUAUUUCUGCAUUUGUCCACGUGGCUAUGUCACAUCUACAGAUGGAUCCCACUGUAUUGAUCAAAGGGCAGGCACAUGUUUCUCCAGCUUGGUGAAUGGUCGCUGUGCACAAGAACUUCCGAAUAGGUUUACCAAAAUGCAGUGCUGUUGUGAAUCUGGUCGAUGCUGGGCCAUUGGAUCUGUUCCUGAGAUGUGUCCUGUGAGAGGCUCUGAUGAAUACCGCAGACUUUGCAUAGAUGGAGUUCCUGUAGGAGGUGGUUCCAGACCUGGUGGACCAGGAGGCAAUGGAUUCCUUCCUGGUGGAAAUGGGAAUAGCUAUGGCCCAGGAGGAACUGGAUUUAUUCCCAUUCCAGGUGGCAAUGGCUUCUCCCCUGGUGUAGGAGGAGCAGGUGUUGGGACUGGUGGCCAGACUCACACUGGAAAUGGUGCAAUCAUUACUGGGCUGACAAUCCUCAAUCAGACAAUAGAUAUAUGUAAACACCACCCCAAUCUCUGCUUAAAUGGACGCUGCAUACCAACAAUUUCCAGUUAUCGAUGUGAGUGCAACAUGGGAUAUAAGCAAGAUGCAAAUGGGGAUUGUAUAGAUGUUGAUGAGUGCACAUCAAACCCAUGCACUAAUGGAGAUUGUGUUAAUACACCUGGAUCCUAUUACUGCAAAUGCAAUGCAGGUUUCCAGAGAACACCUACCAAGCAAGCUUGCAUUGAUAUUGAUGAAUGCAUACAGAAUGGCGUUCUUUGUAAAAAUGGCCGGUGUGUGAACACUGAUGGAAGUUUCCAGUGUAUUUGCAAUGCUGGGUUUGAACUAACAACGGAUGGAAAAAACUGUGUUGAUCAUGAUGAGUGCACCACCACCAACAUGUGUUUAAAUGGGAUGUGCAUAAAUGAGGAUGGUAGCUUCAAAUGUAUCUGUAAACCAGGGUUUGUCCUGGCUCCAAAUGGGCGUUACUGUACUGAUAUUGAUGAAUGUCAGACACCAGGAAUUUGCAUGAAUGGUCAUUGCAUCAACACUGAAGGUUCUUUUCGGUGUGAAUGUCCACCAGGCCUGGCUGUUGGGGUUGAUGGCCGUGUUUGUGUAGAUACUCAUAUGCGCAGCACAUGCUAUGGAGGAAUCAAAAAAGGAGUGUGUGUCCGCCCUUUCCCUGGGGCAGUGACAAAAUCUGAAUGUUGCUGUGCCAAUCCAGACUAUGGCUUUGGAGAGCCAUGUCACCCAUGUCCUGCCAAGAACUCAGCUGAUUUCCAUGGCCUGUGUAGCAGUGGAGUAGGCAUUACUGUGGAUGGACGAGAUAUUAAUGAGUGUGCAUUGGAUCCUGAUAUUUGCGCCAAUGGAAUUUGUGAAAAUCUACGUGGUAGCUAUCGUUGUAAUUGUAACAGUGGCUAUGAACCUGAUCCCUCUGGAAGGAACUGUGUUGACAUUGAUGAAUGUUCAGUGAACAGACUGCUGUGUGACAAUGGCCUGUGUCGAAACACACCUGGAAGCUACAGCUGUACAUGUCCAAAGGGUUAUGUAUUCAGCACUGAGACUGACACAUGUGAAGAUAUAAAUGAAUGUGAAAUCAACCCAUGUGUCAACGGCGCCUGCAGGAACAAUCUUGGUUCUUUCAAUUGUGAGUGUUCACUUGGCAGUAAACUGGAUUCUACUGGAUUGAUUUGCAUUGAUAGUCUGAAAGGAACGUGCUGGCUGAACAUCCAAGACAGUCGCUGUGAAGUAAACAUUAAUGGUGCUACACUAAAAUCAGAAUGUUGUGCUACUUUAGGAGCUGCUUGGGGCAGCCCUUGUGAGCGAUGUGAAUUAGAUGCAGCUUGCCCAAGAGGAUUUGCCAGAGUUAAGGGAGUUACCUGUGAAGAUGUAAAUGAGUGUGACGUUUUCCCGGGUGUUUGUCCCAAUGGACGUUGUGUUAACAGCAGAGGAUCAUUUCACUGUGAGUGUCCAGAAGGCCUGACAUUGGAUGGAACAGGUCGAGUGUGUUUAGAUAUCCGCAUGGAGCAAUGUUACCUGAAGUGGGAUGAAGAUGAGUGCAUUCAGUCUGUACCUGGCAAGUUUCGUAUGGAUGCCUGCUGCUGUGCUGUUGGUGCUGCUUGGGGCUCAGACUGUGAGGAAUGUCCUAAGCCUGGCACCAAAGAAUACGAGGCCUUGUGCCCUAGGGGACCUGGUUUUUCCAACAGGGGAGAUGUUCUAACUGGCAGGCCAUUUUAUAAAGAUAUUAAUGAAUGUAAAGUGUUCCCUGGUAUGUGCAUGAAUGGCAAAUGCAGGAACACAAUUGGAAGUUUCAAGUGUAGAUGUAACAGCGGGUUUGCUUUAGAUAUGGAGGAAAGAAACUGUACAGACAUUGAUGAGUGUCGUAUCUCCCCGGACCUCUGUGGAAGUGGUACCUGUGUCAACACUCCAGGCAGCUUUGAAUGUGAAUGCUUUGAGGGCUAUGAAAGUGGAUUUAUGAUGAUGAAGAAUUGCAUGGACAUAGAUGAAUGUGAACGUAACCCUCUCCUUUGCAGAGGUGGCACUUGUGUGAACACAGAAGGCAGCUUUCAAUGUGACUGUCCUUUGGGACAUGAGCUAUCACCAUCACGUGAGGAUUGUGUGGAUAUAAAUGAAUGCUCAUUGAGUGAUAAUCUCUGCAGAAAUGGCAAGUGUGUGAACAUGAUUGGAACAUAUCAAUGUUCCUGUAACCCCGGAUACCAGGCCACUCCAGACAGACAAGGCUGCACUGAUAUUGAUGAAUGUAUGAUCAUGAAUGGAGGCUGUGACACACACUGCACCAACUCGGAGGGCAGCUAUGAAUGUAGUUGCAGUGAUGGCUAUGCUCUCAUGCCAGAUGUGAGAACAUGUGCAGAUAUUGAUGAAUGUGAAAACAACCCAGAUAUCUGCGAUGGUGGGCAGUGUACUAAUAUUCCAGGAGAAUAUCGCUGUCUUUGUUAUGAUGGCUUCAUGGCUUCUAUGGACAUGAAAACCUGUAUUGAUGUGAAUGAAUGUGACUUGAAUUCCAACAUCUGUAUGUUUGGAGAGUGUGAGAACACCAAGGGAUCCUUCAUUUGCCACUGUCAACUAGGAUAUUCAGUCAAGAAAGGAACCACUGGAUGCACAGAUGUGGACGAGUGUGAGAUUGGUGCCCACAACUGCGACAUGCAUGCCUCAUGUGUUAAUGUCCCAGGAAGCUUCAAAUGCAGCUGCAGAGAGGGAUGGAUGGGAAAUGGCAUUAAAUGUAUUGAUCUUGAUGAAUGUUCUAAUGGAACCCACAAGUGUAGUGUGAAUGCUCAAUGUGUGAACAAUCCUGGGUCAUACCGUUGUGCCUGUGCUGAGGGAUUCACUGGAGAUGGAUUCACUUGUUCUGAUAUUGAUGAGUGUGCAGAAAAUGUUAAUCUGUGUGAGAAUGGACAGUGCCUGAAUGUCCCUGGUGCAUAUCGAUGUGAGUGUGAAAUGGGAUUCACUCCAGCUUCAGACAGCAAAUCUUGCCAAGAUAUUGAUGAAUGCACCUUCCAGAACAUUUGUGUUUUUGGAACCUGCAAUAACUUACCAGGCAUGUUUCACUGUAUCUGCGAUGACGGCUAUGAACUGGAUAGAACUGGAGGAAACUGUACAGAUAUUGAUGAGUGUGCUGAUCCCAUUAACUGUGUUAAUGGUCUCUGUGUGAAUACGCCUGGGAGGUAUGAGUGUAACUGCCCACCAGAUUUCCAGCUGAACCCAACUGGAGUAGGUUGUGUGGAUAAUCGUGUUGGCAAUUGUUACCUGAAAUAUGGACCCCGAGGGGAUGGGAGCCUAUCCUGCAACACUGAAAUCGGCGUCGGAGUCAGUCGCUCCUCAUGCUGCUGCUCUUUGGGGAAGGCCUGGGGGAUCCCCUGUGAGACUUGUCCCCCUGUAAACAGCACGGAAUAUAAUACUCUGUGUCCAGGGGGUGAGGGAUUCAGACCAAAUCCCAUCACUAUUAUCUUAGAAGAUAUCGAUGAAUGCCAGGAGUUACCAGGGCUCUGUCAAGGUGGAAACUGCAUCAAUACUUUUGGCAGCUUCCAGUGUGAAUGUCCACAAGGCUACUACCUCAGUGAAGAAACACGGAUCUGUGAAGAUAUUGAUGAGUGUGUUGCACAUCCUGGUGUCUGUGGCCCUGGGACCUGCUACAACACUCUGGGGAACUACACCUGCAUCUGUCCCCCUGAAUACAUGCAGGUGAAUGGAGGACACAAUUGCAUGGAUAUGAGAAAGAGCUUUUGCUAUAGAAGCUACAAUGGAACCUCCUGUGAGAAUGAACUGCCCUUCAACGUGACCAAGAGGAUGUGCUGCUGCACGUACAAUGUUGGCAAAGCCUGGAACAAGCCUUGUGAGCCAUGUCCAACCCCAGGAACAGCGGAAUUUAAGACCAUAUGUGGGAACAUUCCUGGCUUCACCUUUGACAUCCAUACUGGCAAAGCUGUUGAUAUUGAUGAAUGUAAGGAGAUCCCAGGAAUCUGUGCAAAUGGUGUUUGCAUUAACCAGAUUGGCAGUUUCCGCUGUGAAUGUCCCACAGGAUUCAGCUACAGUGACCUACUCUUGGUCUGUGAAGAUAUUGAUGAGUGCAGCAAUGGAGACAAUCUCUGCCAGCGAAAUGCAGACUGUAUCAACAGUCCUGGGAGUUACCGCUGUGAAUGUGCUGCAGGUUUCAAACUUUCACCUAAUGGUGCCUGUAUUGAUCGCAAUGAAUGUUUGGAAAUUCCUAAUGUUUGCAGUCAUGGCAUGUGUGUGGACAUGCAAGGAGGUUACCAGUGCAUCUGUCACAAUGGUUUUAAGGCAUCCCAAGAUCAAACCAUGUGCAUGGAUGUUGAUGAAUGUGAACGCCAUCCAUGUGGAAAUGGAACUUGUAAAAACACAGUUGGAUCAUAUAACUGUCUUUGUUACCCAGGAUUUGAGCUCACUCAUAAUAAUGACUGUAUGGAUAUUGAUGAGUGCAGUUCCUUCUUUGGUCAGGUGUGCAGAAAUGGACGAUGUUUUAAUGAAAUUGGUUCUUUCAAAUGUUUAUGUAAUGAAGGAUAUGAACUUACUCCGGAUGGCAAGAAUUGCAUUGAUACUAAUGAGUGUAUGGCACUUCCUGGUGCAUGCUUUCCUGGGACUUGUCAGAAUUUGGAAGGGUCAUUCAGAUGCAUCUGCCCACCAGGAUAUGAAGUGAAAAGUGAAAGCUGUAUUGAUAUUGAUGAGUGCAAUGAAGACCCCAACAUCUGUCUCUUUGGCUCCUGCACAAAUACUCCAGGAGGCUUUCAAUGCACCUGUCCCAUAGGCUUUGUGCUGUCUGACAAUGGACGAAGGUGUUUUGAUACCCGGCAGAGCUUCUGUUUCACUAACUUUGAAAAUGGGAAAUGCUCUGUCCCAAAGGCUUUCAACACCACCAAGGCAAAAUGUUGCUGCAGUAAGAUGCCAGGAGAGGGAUGGGGUGAUCCUUGUGAGCUCUGCCCCAAGGAAGAAGAAGUUGCUUUCCAGGAUUUGUGUCCCUAUGGCCAUGGAACUAUCCCUGGGAUUGAUGAUACACGGGAAGAUGUCAAUGAAUGUCUUGAGAGCCCAGGCAUUUGUUCAAAUGGUCAUUGUAUCAACACUGAUGGAUCAUUCCGCUGUGAGUGCCCCAUGGGAUACAACUUAGAUUACACUGGAGUGCACUGUGUGGAUACUGAUGAAUGUUCGAUUGGCAAUCCAUGUGGAAAUGGCACAUGCACUAAUGUGAUUGGUAGUUUUGAAUGUAACUGUCAUGAAGGAUUUGAGCCAGGCCCAAUGAUGAAUUGUGAAGACAUAAAUGAGUGUGCGCAGAACCCUUUGCUGUGUGCUUUUCGGUGCAUCAACACUUACGGUUUCUAUGAAUGCACCUGUCCAGUUGGCUAUGAACUGAGAGAAGACCAAAAGAUGUGCAAAGACCUGGAUGAAUGUGCUGAAGGUCUUCAUGAUUGUGAAUCAAGAGGCAUGAUGUGCAAAAAUUUGAUUGGCACCUUCAUGUGUAUCUGCCCUCCUGGAAUGACCCGUAGACCUGAUGGAGAAGGCUGCAUGGAUGAAAAUGAAUGCCGUACCAAGCCAGGUAUCUGUGAAAAUGGUCGCUGCGUGAACAUUAUUGGAAGCUACAGGUGUGAAUGUAAUGAAGGAUUCCAGUCAAGCCCAUCAGGCACUGAGUGCCUUGAUAACCGCCAAGGAUUCUGCUUUGCUGAAGUUUUACAGACAAUGUGCCAGAUGGCUUCCAGUAGCCGUAACCUUGUCACCAAGUCAGAGUGCUGCUGUGAUGGAGGGCGAGGCUGGGGUAACCAGUGUGAGCUUUGUCCACUGCCAGGAACCACCCAAUAUAAGAAACUCUGUCCACAUGGACCAGGAUAUACAACAGAUGGAAGAGAUAUUGAUGAAUGUAAGGUCAUGCCAAAUCUGUGUAGAAAUGGCCAGUGCAUCAACACAAUGGGUUCCUUCAGAUGCUUUUGUAAAGUUGGCUACACCACUGAAAUAAGUGGGACAUCCUGUGUGGAUCUUGAUGAAUGCUCCCAGUCUCCAAAACCAUGCAACUUUAUCUGCAAGAACUCAGAAGGAAGCUACCAGUGCUCGUGUCCCCGUGGCUACAUCCUGCAAGAGGAUGGAAAGACAUGUAAAGAUCUUGACGAAUGUCAAACCAAACAACACAACUGCCAGUUCCUCUGUGUCAACACUCUUGGGGGCUUCACAUGUAAAUGUCCACCAGGCUUCACUCAACAUCAUACUGCUUGUAUUGAUAACAAUGAGUGUGGUUCACAGCCAUCACUUUGUGGAUCAAAAGGAAUCUGUCAAAACACUCCUGGAAGUUUCAGCUGUGAGUGUCAGAGAGGCUUCUCUCUGGAUUCUACUGGAUUAAACUGUGAAGAUGUGAAUGAAUGUGAUGGAAACCAUAGGUGCCAACAUGGCUGCCAGAACAUUCUGGGUGGCUACAGAUGUGGGUGCCCACAAGGGUACAUUCAACAUUAUCAGUGGAAUCAGUGUGUUGAUGAAAAUGAAUGUACCAACCCUAAUGCUUGUGGCACUGCUUCCUGCUACAACACACUUGGAAGUUACAAGUGCUCUUGUCCAUCUGGAUUUUCUUAUGACCAGUUCUCUAGUGCGUGCCAUGAUGUGAAUGAAUGUUCCUCCACUAAAAAUCCCUGCAAUUACGGCUGUUCCAACACAGAAGGUGGUUAUCUCUGUGGCUGCCCUCCUGGAUACUACAGAGUUGGACAAGGCCAUUGUGUCUCAGGAAUGGGAUUUAACAAAGGCCAGUACCUCCCUCUGGGUGGAGAUGUAGAUGAAGAAAAUGCUUUGUCCCCUGAAGCAUGUUAUGAAUGCAAAAUCAAUGGCUACGCCAAUAAAAACAGCAGGAAGAAAAGAAGUGUGAAUGAAACUGAGCAAGCAGAGAUUGAGCAGAUUAGCUUGGAAAGUUUAGACAUUGACUCUCCUUUGAAGAUGAGGCUGAACUUCUCUGGACUUGGUAACAAAGAACACAUUCUAGAAUUCAUGCCAGCCAUACAGCCCCUUACGAACCAUGUCCGCUACGUCAUCUCCCACGGCAAUGACUAUGGCAUCUUUCAAAUCCAUCAGAGGGAUGGACUUAGUUAUCUGCACACAGCUAAGAAAAAGUCAGUGCCUGGCACUUACACACUGGAAAUCACUAGCAUUCCUCUCUACAAGAAGAAGGAGCUAAAGAAACUGGAAGACAGUAAUGUGGACAACUACCUCCUAGGAGAGCUUGGAGAAGUGCUCCAAAUGAGACUGUGGAUUGAACUCUAUUAGCCACCUCUUCUAGACUUAAUCCAGUUCUUGAAUCACUUCUGUUCAUCUAUUUAUCCACCUGAGCAUGUCUACUUUUCAAAAGCUUUAAGGAGUCAAUGACUUAAAAGAAGAAAAGAAAAAAAAGACCUAUCUUUCCAUCCUGCCAAGACUGCAGAAUGACCCUGGCAGAAGGAAUGACUGACUCUGCCAUGGUCAAAAGUUUGAUUACAAGGGCAACCAUGGUUACUGUAUCCUUUAUAUAACCUCAAUUUAAAGUAUAUUAAAACUAAAGUUCAAGAGGUCAACACAUGGCACUAAAUGGCACAAAAAUGUGAACAAUUUUUUUCCUGUUAGCAGUCUGUAACACUUUGGGUAUUUUGCUAUAGGUGCUAAUUAAAAAAUAUAGAUGUUUAUUUAUUUUAAUGCAGUAAUAUAUGGAGAAAUUACAAACUAUGUAAACAAAAGGGAAACAUUUGUUUUUCUUUAGAUUUAUAAAUUUGAGCUAUUUUAGAGGUAUUCUUAAAAAAAAUCCAGUAGAUUUGAAAAAUGGUUUCCUUUUGUUUGUGUGCCAGUUGUCCAAAUACUUUUUAAAAAACAUUUGCAUGCUAUUACCAGCUCUGAUACCAUCUUCUAAAAGACAUUGAAAAGUACGCUUCAAAAACGUUGAGUAUUCAAAAAAAGUUUUAAAUGACUAGAAUUACAAUAUUAGGCUCUGUAAAGAUGAUCAUAUUUCACUGCCGGUCACUAGGACUAUAUUCUGUAUCAGCCACCUGAAAUAAUGGAAGCUGAGGCACAACCACUGUAGCAAAAUACCUUGACUGCUUGUGAUACCAUUACCAUUGCAGGCCAACCUGUACUGUAUUUCCUUCCGAUAACCUCAAGGUACCACAUGUGCUACCACAACACCUCAUUCUCACAAAAGGUGCUCUACAUACUUGCAUUACUGUAGGCAGCUGAAGAAAAAAAAGUCUUUCCUUUGAAGGGAACACCUGAUGUUUCACUCCGUUUGGUGCUGGCUUGGAUUAAUGGUGCAUUUACUAGGAUUGAGCUGUUUCAGGACUGCCAUAUGUGCAAACUAAUUACGCAGUGCAGACCAGGAAAAUAUAUUUGAAAUCAUGUUUUUAGAAGUUUCAUUAAUACUGUAGUUAUACACCAUAUGCCUCAUUUUAUCCUAGCCUAUUUUGUAAGAAAGAUGUCUGUACAUGACAUUUAGUUUUCUUUAGCAAUUUUUUUAAAAUGUUGUACCAGUCUGUGUUACAUGUAUGAUGUCGCCAUGGUGCUUUUUUUUUUUUUUUUUUUGGACUGCUGGUGCCUGUAACUCGUCAUAGAACAGAACCUCAUUAUGUGAGCAGCCAAAGCACAUGCAGACUCCAGGUUUAUUUCAGUCAUGUAGCUGUGCUGACCAAAGAUUAGUUACAAGUUACACUCUGAGUUUUUGGGGAAGAGAACCCUUCUACAUUUUAAAUCAACUGUUUGUGAGUUUAUUUUAUUUGUAGGUCUGUAUCACUAUGACAACACUUUUCUUGCAAUAAAGCUUAUUUUGGGGUA
Trachemys scripta elegans is the source of this 10776-nucleotide messenger RNA. RefSeq names its product fibrillin 2 (gene FBN2). The transcript has 65 exons. The record is from RefSeq and is a predicted model, not a curated record. Lineage: Eukaryota; Metazoa; Chordata; Testudines; Emydidae. The coding region runs from base 547 to 9249 and encodes 2900 amino acids. Gene Ontology annotation, molecular function: calcium ion binding.